This is a messenger RNA of Drosophila sechellia, 2597 nucleotides long. Its product is annotated as transmembrane protein 65. Lineage: Eukaryota; Metazoa; Arthropoda; Insecta; Diptera; Drosophilidae. Bases 1 to 825 code for a protein of 274 amino acids. The record is from RefSeq and is a predicted model, not a curated record. Gene Ontology annotation, cellular component: mitochondrion. The transcript has 6 exons.
AUGCGAAAUAAAUUUCAAGCCGCUCUUAGGGGCGUAACGCGACAAUACAUUAUACGACAGUCGUGGCCCCGUGGCAGCGAGAUAUUUAGGACGCAACUGAUAAUACACGCAUCUUCUACUAGCCCAUUCACCUGUAGGAACUACUCAAAGUUUAGCACACAUCUAUCUAUGGAGCGGGCGAUGGAGCUGCUAUGCAACCUUGAUGACGAGGAACGCAGCAACCUGCGCUCCGCUCUUAGCAGGCUGGAUGCCGACAAGGAAAAAAAAUUAUACGAGAGUCAACUGGCUUUCGGUAGUUGGCGCACUCGCUUCGGACGACUUUCUAAUAAGACGGAAUUGGGCCAAGUUAUUGCGGGAACUUUUUGCGCAGUGCCCGAUGAUUGGCUGCGAAAAAAAUUGGUUGAGACGGCAGCAUCGCCCACUGCAGGUCAAUUGUACAGCAUUUUCUUUGUAAAUGCAGUGCCGUUUGUUGCUUUCGGAUUCCUUGACAAUUUCAUAAUGAUCAUGGCGGGUGAAUACAUUGAAUAUUAUUUGGGCCAUUUUAUUACGCUGUCUACGAUGGCAGCCGCAGGACUAGGAAACACCAUAAGCGACAUUCUGGGCAUCACUAUGGCCACCUACGUUGAGAACGGGUGCCAGAUAUUAGGUCUAAAGCAGCCCAAUUUGACUCCAGCGCAAUUUGAAUUAAAGUCCAGCAAGCGGUCGUCAAGUUACGGACGGAUUGUCGGGAUCACUGUAGGCUGUUUGCUUGGAAUGUGCCCUUUAUGGUUUAUGGAUGAAAAAGCAGAUAAGGUGAAUGUAAAAGAUGAAGUCCCCAAAAAUUAGAAAGUGUUUUCCAGCUUGUCAAUACACCGCAAAUAAUUUAACAACAUUUUCUUUCAUGUUUUAAAAGGAUAAAGUGUUUUUAUUAUUAAUGAAUUUUUCGUUUAACAAUUUGAAUAUGUAUCAAAUGUUUGUUAAGCAACUUAAAAAACGUACCAAAAGUAUCUGAGGUAAACAUAUGCUCACCGGCGGUAAUUUUAUUCACAAAUUUUUAAUAUUUUUUUAUCAUAUAAUAAAUUUAUAACUGAUCACUCAAAUUACCUGAGCAUCAAAAUUCAUGUGCAAUACUGUCUUGAGAUUUAACUCUAUACAGUGCUGUUUAACUUCACUGAAUAGAUUUGGAAAAUAUUUUUCUCGUGUGCCGUCAUAGUCAUGUAGUUCAUUAAACUGAUUGAUUCAAAUGCAUCUCAGAAAGUUUUGGGACUGCCAUGUUAUAAGUUUUGGUAUGUUUUUUAUUUAUUUAUUAUUUUAUUAUUUAUUAUUUUAUUUUGUUUUAUUGAAGUUCACAGAAAUUAAAAUUGUUCAUAUAAUUUUAGUUAUAGAAAUCUACUUGCACAUAGAUUCUUUUGCUUUUUUUUGUUCAGUUUUUAUUAGAAAUCACGGAUUUUAAAUCACUGAUCAAAAUUGCUAGUUGUAUAGCAUAUAAUUGAUCAGUACCGUACUAAAAGGUUUCUUGUCGAUCCUAAUUUUCACAAGUAAAAAAAAAUAUAAUUUUAUUUAACUGAAUAAUUACAAAUCUUUAUUUUGAAGAACACCGACAAUUAAAUUUUAGGUCUCAAACUGAACUCAACUUAUUGAUCUAGAUUGAUUGACGUUUAAGCCUCGGUCUCGAGCUUUUUAAAUAUAGACUUUGGACGUUAGAGUUCUAAUGAGAUUUUGGAGUCUGCUUUCGAGCUAGUGAGUCUGGGCUUUGAAACGUGGAAACAUGCUGAUUUGACAAAUUGAUGCAACGGAUGUUUGGUUUUCUGGUGGGGGAUUUGUUUGGGGUUUUAGAUUUCAUCAUCUGGGCAAUUUUGGGUUUAUUCCAUUUAGCCUUGCUUUGAGUUUUUCCAUUAUGUGACAGUUGUUCUUAUCUAGUAAGUAGGCGUGUGUAGACAUGUUCUUAAGUCUAAGGGAUUUAGGGAUAUGUCCCUAUAUAGCUAAUCGGGUCGUAAGUAUGUAUAACGUAGAAUAAAUUCACCUGUUACUCUAGGAAAAACAAGAUUAAGUCAAGCGAGAGUUUUCAUUAAAAACGAAAUAAAAAUUUGGAAAAUGAAACGUGUUAUUAAAUUUAUCAUAUUACUUAAAACCCUGUUUAAUAAUGGCUAUAAUCUUGAAAAAAUUCCACAUUUUCAUGCAGUAAGUAAUUAACAUUAAGUCUUUUAACAAAAUGCUCAUGUAAAAAACCCCCAAUUUGAUAUGCCUACGUAGAUUAUAAAUAUUACCUCUUUAUUAAGAUAAAUUAUUAAAUUUCGCUCUCAGAAUCGACAUUUACAACAAGAUGAAAACAAAAAUUUAUAUUUAUUUAAUAGGUAUAUUAUUGUAAUGCAGCAGACUAUUCGGAAAUACUUGUUUUACAACACAAUGCUCUAAAGCUUCCUUAAAAUGAAAAUCAUGUCCAACGCAUAACAAUUUGACAAUCUGAACGCGCUUACCCCGUGGGCAAUUUAAAACCUAAAAAAACGUGUUUUGCAGCACAUAUGUAUGAAACCACUAAGAACAUUCCACUUUUUUGUGAAACAUUGUACACAAUUCAAACAAAAUAUAGUAUGCUACUCAGCUAGUGCAAAUGCGAA